GCGGGGACGCCGGCCCUCGCAGUCCCCGCCGCGCUCCUGGCCGCUCGGACCAUGGCUCCGUCUCAGGCGCCUGGCCGGGACCGUGCGGGCCGCGAAGAGGAGGAAGGCUGGGAGGCGCUGGGAGGCCGCAAGGCCCGGAAGCCCUUGGUGGAGAAGAAGCGGCGUGCACGGAUCAACGAGAGCCUGCAGGAGCUGCGGCUGCUGCUGGCGGGCACCGAGGUGCAGGCCAAGCUGGAGAACGCCGAGGUGCUGGAGCUGACGGUGCGGCGCGUGCAGGGCGCGCUGCGGGGCCGGGCGCGUGAGCGGGAGCAGCUGCAGGCGGAGGCCAGCGAGCGCUUCGCGGCCGGCUACAUCCGGUGCAUGCACGAGGUGCACACGUUCGUGUCCACGUGCCAGGCCAUCGACGCCACGGUCUCGGCUGAGCUCCUGAACCACCUGCUGGAGUCCAUGCCCCUGCGCGACGGCAGCGGCUUCCGGGACCUGCUGGGGGACGCCACAGCCGCGCCGCCGGGAGCCACCGGGAGACGUGGCUGGCCCGCGGGAGGGGUCCCGGGAUCCCCCCUGUCCAGUCCCCCACGUCCCGGGGACGACCUGUACUCUGACCUAGAGGAGGUCUCUGAGGCUGAACUAAGCCGGGCACCUGUGGAGGGGCUGGACUGGGGGCCCACGGCCUUGGGCGGCCUGACUGCAGCACGAAUGGCCCAGAGUGUGUGGAGGCCUUGGUGACCUUCCUACCACCCAGAGGUGGGCCUGGCCUUCAAGCUUCCCCUGGAGUUCAGACAUGGUGGAGUAGGCCCCAACAUAUGUCCCAAGUCUGCCCUGCCCCUGCUCCAGUGGAUGUCCACUCCUGUCAGGCCCCUGGCCCUGUUCCUUCAGGGAGUCCCUUCGGGGGACUCUACAGCUCUGGCUGGGGGGAAAGCUCCUAGGGCACCAGGGCUCCAUUCACUGGUUCCAGCCUUCUCAGACCCCCCCCCCCCAGGGUAGAAGUGGCCCUAAUGGUGCUUCUCAGGACCUGAACACUACUGUCCCAGGAAGGGGCUGGGACCUGAGUUUGCCACUUCAGUCUAGAGAGGAGGAGGCAGACACAUACUGCAGCGGACCUCCGCCCUGAUGCCACACUGUGCGCCUUGUUUGCAGCACGUUUGAGUCUUGCCUAUUUUGCUGCCAAAAAUUGCUCCAAAUGAAUUUUUUAAAUGUGGGAAUUAGCUACCCCUGGUGUCCUGUUAAUGUGUCAAAGGUGCUAAGCUAAAACACAUCUUCCCAUCUGACACAAUUUUAAUGUCUUAAGAACUCUAACCUUUGUCAGCAAAGUGAGUUAAUGCAGACUUCCAAGUUGGGAGGUACUGGAUGCCUGGCCUGCUUCUCUCCCCCUCACCCUCCUCAGGGGCACUGGGUGUGCCUUGGAGGACUCCCCUGGGCUUGGGACUUGACCUGAUUUCAAACCCCAACACAACCCAAAGCAAAAACAAUUGCCCAAUCCCUGGUCCACUGUACUAAUUUCCCAAGGCAACCACAAUAAAUGAUUAUGAACAUGGUG
This is a messenger RNA of Dipodomys spectabilis (banner-tailed kangaroo rat), 1537 nucleotides long. RefSeq names its product hes family bHLH transcription factor 6 (gene Hes6). Gene Ontology annotation, biological process: regulation of transcription by RNA polymerase II; anterior/posterior pattern specification; regulation of neurogenesis. Lineage: Eukaryota; Metazoa; Chordata; Mammalia; Rodentia; Heteromyidae. Gene Ontology annotation, cellular component: nucleus. Bases 52 to 726 code for a protein of 224 amino acids. The record is from RefSeq and is a predicted model, not a curated record. The transcript is spliced from 4 exons. Gene Ontology annotation, molecular function: DNA-binding transcription factor activity, RNA polymerase II-specific; protein dimerization activity; RNA polymerase II cis-regulatory region sequence-specific DNA binding.